AUGAGGACAUCUGCGGAGGAUAUGGACGAGGAACGCAGAAGAGAUCUGUCGUAUCACUAUCUUUGUCACUUGGAGCAAGCCAAGAAAUGGAUGGAAGCCUGCCUGAGAGAGCCGUUACCUCCGUCGAUUGAGCUGGAGGAGAAUCUUCGCAACGGAGUGUAUUUGGCCAAGCUCGGAAACUUCAUGGCACCUAACGUUUUACCGUUGAACAAAAUCUACGAUACCGAGCAGCGCAGAUACAAAGCUGUCGGAUUGCAGUUUCGUCAUAUGGAUAACAUAAAUUACUUUUUAAAGUGCUUGGAAUCCGAGCGUUUACCGUUG
Molecule: messenger RNA, 321 nt
Organism: Vollenhovia emeryi
Lineage: Eukaryota; Metazoa; Arthropoda; Insecta; Hymenoptera; Formicidae
Product: ras GTPase-activating-like protein IQGAP1
Exons: 2
Biological process (GO): regulation of actin cytoskeleton organization
Cellular component (GO): cytoplasm
Molecular function (GO): actin filament binding; GTPase activator activity; calmodulin binding
Source: RefSeq, a predicted model, not a curated record